Molecule: messenger RNA, 1743 nt
Organism: Bathycoccus prasinos
Lineage: Eukaryota; Viridiplantae; Chlorophyta; Mamiellophyceae; Mamiellales; Bathycoccaceae
Exons: 1
Coding region: 1-1743 (580 amino acids)
Source: RefSeq, a predicted model, not a curated record
AUGACGAAAACGACGGGCAAACGCGCGCGAGAGAAAGAGCUCCGAUUGAAACGAAUACAAACUUUAAGAGACAUCAGCGAUGGGAAUUUGAGACAUUCGUUUAAAAACGAUGACGACGAUCACGACGACGAGGAUUCGAGAAACAUCUUCUCGGAGCAGUUUUGGAAUCACAUCGGACGCGAAUUUCAUCUCAAAGUGAACGACGGAUUGGAUUCAUUGUUGACGAAAGAAGCGAGAGUGAAAGCAGACGCGCACGCGUUCGGCAUCGAACAAGAAACAUUCGUGCAAGAACUCAUGCAGGAACAUUCAAGACGGGUUAAAGAGGACGGGUACACGAGAGUAUCAAUCGCGGAAACCGCGAAAGAGAAUGAACUUUUCAGUUCGAAACGAGAGUACGAAAGGAAAAGUGGAUUUCAACGCGAGUGCCAACAUUUAACGGAGAUGAUUGAAUUCUUGGACGAAAAAUGCGGAUUGAAUCCAACGUGGUCGUUAGUGUUCGAUAAUUAUUGGGUCUUAGCGCGCAGAGUGGAGAAAAUCGUGCAAGAAAUCUCGGGGGGGAAAGAGAAUCGAUUGAACUUUGACGCGUUGGUGUGGCGGGUGAGGAACGUAAACGAAGAAGACGAGAAAAGAGGAGAAUCGAACAACACUGCGACGAUGACUGCGUUUACGCCGCACAGAGAUCGGCAGCCAAAAGACACGAGGAAGAGUUUUCGAGAAGACGAGUCGCCGAAGUAUUGCACGAUUUGGAUUCCUCUGACAAACGCGACGUGCGAAAACUCGUGUUUAUAUGUCAUACCGCGGAAGUGCGACGAAGGGUACACGGAAGGCGACGACGAUACGGAUUUAGAAAAGACGCCGUUGGAGAAGUGUUUGAAGGAUAAGAAGGCGUACCAGAACAUAACGGCGUGUCCGGUGGAUGUAGGCGAGGCGGUUGUUUUCACGCACAGAACCAUACACUGGGGGAGCAAACCGAGAGAUAAUUACCAAGGAGAGCCGAGAGUGAACGUGUCGUUUGGCUUUAGCGACGAUUCGUUCGAAAAGGCGUAUUUGAAAAACAGAAACGGCGUGAAAGUGACCGAAGACGCGGAAGACGUGCAAAGCUUACCGACGUUGAAAGAGCGGUUGGUAUUGAUUGCGUCGCAAAUGAUUGCUUAUCACGAACGGUUCCCGCCGAAGAAUUUCAAGGCGUUGAAACUGUUGAAGAAAAUACACGACGCCGGGAAGAGUUUCUUGGACGAGAGGUACCGAGAAAUCAUAGAGACGGAGUAUAUACGAGCGACGAGUAUGUUAGCCGGUCGUCGAAAAAAUGAGAAUGGGGAUGAGGAAGAUGAGGAAGAGGACGACGACGAUGACAACGAAGACGAUGAAUUAGACAACGCUUUAGAUGCCAUGCUCGAUGCCAAAGCGAAAGGUCGCGGUGACGAUUUCGAGGACGAUUACGAGGAAGAAGACGACGACGAAUUCGCGAACGAUCCAAAUCCGGACGAUUGCAGCGACAGCGAUCCAGAACGUCCGUAUGAAGUGACCGAGGAAGAUGUAUUCUUUGGGAAUGCCACGGAAGAAGAAAUUAUUACAGCCAAGAAUAUCCAUCGGAGAAGUAUCGGGAAAGAAGAACUUCCGAUGCCGAAAGAACGAGAGGUGUCGAGAGUAAACGUGAGGGAACACUGGAGCGAAUACCUAAAAAGACCGGAGAAUAAAGAGAAAGUAGACGACGCGAAGAAACUGCUCGGCAUCAAAAGCUAA